Molecule: messenger RNA, 192 nt
Organism: Lasiosphaeria miniovina
Lineage: Eukaryota; Fungi; Ascomycota; Sordariomycetes; Sordariales; Lasiosphaeriaceae
Exons: 1
Source: RefSeq, a predicted model, not a curated record
GUGGUCGACGGGAAGGGCGUGUUCCGCGCCGACACGCGGUACCAGCUCCCGACGGACGACGGGGCCGACAUCUUUGUGCGCACGGCGGGGCCGGCGCAGGCGGACGGGCGGAUCCACCUGGCGGUGCGGCUCGAGACGAGCAGCGCGGCCUACUACUGGGUCAACAGCAUCGUGGCGGUGGCGGUGCGUACG